Messenger RNA from Hippoglossus stenolepis (Pacific halibut), 2148 nucleotides. Its product is annotated as D(1)-like dopamine receptor. Gene Ontology annotation, biological process: adenylate cyclase-activating adrenergic receptor signaling pathway. Gene Ontology annotation, molecular function: G protein-coupled receptor activity. NCBI's taxonomy places the organism in Eukaryota, Metazoa, Chordata, Actinopteri, Pleuronectiformes, Pleuronectidae. The record is from RefSeq and is a predicted model, not a curated record. Gene Ontology annotation, cellular component: membrane. The coding region runs from base 246 to 1700 and encodes 484 amino acids. The transcript has a single exon.
ACUCUUCCUCAUUUAUUAAUAUUUGUAUUCAUCUUCGUCAUUUCAUUUCAGUCUCUGAGGGUAAUUAUUGGCUCCAUCGGACCAGGAUCAGAAUCUAAUCCGACGCAGAGAACUGAAGCGUAAAGAUGAUUUUUAUUGAACCAACACUUUUCUGUUCUGGUCUGAGAUGAAGGUUCGUGCGUGAGGAGCAGCUGAGCAGCGCGUCUGUGGAUCUUUUAUUAUUUCCUCACUUUGUGUGGCUGAGAAUGAAAAACAUGAGAAACGCGUCGUGGAGAAAUUUCUCUGAAGUUCUGUCAGAGCUGGACGGGACAGGUGAGGAAGAGGAGGAGGAGGAGGGAGGCGCACGGAGGGGCGGUGUGCGCGUCCUCGUCGGAUGCGUCCUCUUCCUGCUCAUCGUGUCCACGCUGCUCGGGAACACGCUCGUGUGCGCGGCCGUGGUGAAGUUCCGCCACCUGCGCUCCAAAGUCACCAACUUCUUCGUCAUCUCAUUGGCUGUUUCCGACCUGUGCGUGGCCGUGCUCGUGAUGCCGUGGGAGGCCAUCACCGAGGUCACAGGCACGUGGCUGUUCGGAAGCUUCUGUGGCGUGUGGAUCGCCUUCGACAUCAUGUGCUCCACCGCCUCCAUCCUCAACCUCUGCAUCAUCAGCGUUGACCGCUACUGGGCCAUCGCCAGCCCGUUCAAGUAUGAGCGGAAGAUGACCCACCGCGUGGCCUUCGUCAUGAUCGGGGUCGCGUGGACGCUGUCCAUCCUCAUCUCCUUCAUCCCAGUGCAGCUCAACUGGCACCAGGCGGGCGAGGAUGGCGAGAUGAUGGAGGAGGUGGUGGCAGUGAUGGCCGCCUUAACGAACAGCAGCAACGCCAGCACCAGGGCCAAGAGCUGUGUCGCCAACUUAAACAAAACCUACGCCAUAUCCUCGUCCUUCAUUAGCUUCUACAUCCCCGUGGUGAUCAUGAUCGCCACCUACACCCGCAUCUACCGGAUCGCUCAGACCCAAAUCCGCCGCAUCAUGUCUCUGGAGCGGGCGGCGGAGCAGGCCCAGAACCAAGGCCACAGCGUGAACCAGCAGCAGCAGCACAGGCCCAACGACGAGGCCUCGCUGAAGUCAUCGUUCAAGAAGGAAACCAAAGUCCUAAAGACGCUCUCCAUCAUUAUGGGCGUGUUCGUAUUCUGCUGGCUGCCGUUCUUCGUCCUCAACUGCACCGUCCCCUUCUGUGACCCGCCGUGCGUCAGCGACACCACCUUCACCGUCUUCGUCUGGUUCGGCUGGGCCAACUCGUCCCUCAACCCCGUCAUUUAUGCUUUUAACGCAGACUUCCGCCGGGCCUUCGCCACCAUUCUCGGCUGCAAUAGGAUCUGUUCAAACAACGCGGUGGAGGCCGUGAACUUCAGUAACGAGCUCGUUUCCUAUCAGCACGACACAACGCUCCACAAGGAGGCGCUGGUCCCUGCGCAACUGCAGCAGCAUCCGUGCAGUAUCCACGCUGGCUGUGACCACCUGGAGGACGUCAGCGCACAGUUUGACGAGGAGUCGCUCGUGUCUAACGGCUCUCGGAGCCACAACAGACUCCUGCUGCUUCCUGCUGCCGUCCAGCUCGAGGAUGACCCGGAGAUCUCCUUGGAAACGAUCACGCCGUUCACCCCGGUGGCCGGGCUGGAGAGUGACGCUCUGAUACCUGGACAGGUGCAGCAGGAUGGAUAGAACAGAACUGAACAGGACGUUUCACUGUGCCUCCUUCAAAAAUAAAAGAAUAAACCUCAGUUGGGAUGAAAUCGGACUUGUUCUCCGUAACAUUUACAGUUGGUUGAUUUGGAAUCAUUGAGAAUGUUUUAAGAAAAAACAUGAACAACCUAAAUUACUGAAUGUUUUUCUAUGGUUGUUGCUGGUUAAUUUUGGUGUUUGUUGAAACUGAAGCAGAUUUAGAUUUUAGAUCGACCUCACACACACAGGCUGGAUUUGAAUUAAAAGAUCUUGUCAGACAUUCAUCUUAAUUUAUUACAUGGAGAUAUUGAAUGUUUCCCUUAUUUAAUUUCUGUAUUAAUUUUUGAGAAAAUACAGUGGAUCAAGGAAACAGGUCCUCGAACCUGAAUUAUUACAGUAAACACCGACAGGAUCGUCCUUUUAAACAGCCACCCUGUAUUACUCGUCG